Gossypium raimondii (Peruvian cotton) is the source of this 723-nucleotide messenger RNA. RefSeq names its product secreted RxLR effector protein 161-like. The transcript has a single exon. The record is from RefSeq and is a predicted model, not a curated record. Bases 1 to 723 code for a protein of 240 amino acids. NCBI's taxonomy places the organism in Eukaryota, Viridiplantae, Streptophyta, Magnoliopsida, Malvales, Malvaceae.
AUGACUGGAGCUGCACCCACUCCAACGCCUAUGGUGAGUAACCCAAAACUUGUUGCAUCUGAUGGUCAUUCAUUGUUUGCUGAUGGUCAGCUAUAUCGAAGUACAGCUGGCAUGCUUCAAUACCUCUGUGUAACAUGUCUUGACUUGGCUUUUUGCGUUAACAAACUAAGUCAAUAUAUGAAUUCUCCUAGUAAUGAUCAUUGGAAAGCAGUAAAACGUGUUCUGAGGUACCUUAUCGGGACUAUGGAUCAUGGUUUAUUUUUUUCAAGAGGACAGUGUAAGUUGGUGGGUUACUCGGAUGCUGAUUGGGCUGCCUCAGUUGAAGAUAGGCGGUCUACCAAGGGGUAUGUGAUUUAUCUUGGCUCCAAUCCAGUUGCAUGGUGUUCCAAGAAGCAAUCAGUUGUAUCCAGGUCGUCUUCUAAGGCUGAGUAUUGUAGUUUAGCUAAUUAUGUUGCUGAAUUAUUAUGGAUUAAGCAGUUGCUAGAUGAAGUCGCGGUAUCUCUAUGUCAAACACUAGUUAUCUGGUGUGACAACACUUCUACUGUGUCUAUGGACGCCAAUCCAACACAUCAUGCUCGCAUGAAGCACGUUGAGAUUGACCAUCAUUUCAUACGAGAAAAAGUAACUGCAGGUGCUCUACAGGUGAAUUUUGCUCCCUCUGCAAGACAUAUAGCUGAUGUUCUCAUAAAACCCAUACCUCCAAAACAGUUUGCUGGUUUUUGA